AUCAGCGAUUUGUUUGAAUCAGUGUUUACUUGAAGUGUCUCAAAGGACUACAUUCAAACGCCAGUAAUGCCGCGCGCGGUUUGCCUCUGAACGCGACUUUUGGUCAUAGCGAGCGAGCGUAGAACUUCUAAACGCACGCGCUGUUAGAUCUCGUCAUAACGGUUAUCAAAACUUCGAUUGCACGGAAUGGAUCACUAGCCAUGAUCUGGCUUAUUGUGAGCUCUGUUUUGGGUACAAUUCUAGGAAUCGCAAAGUACUAUUUUUUCCCCGAACUCGACUUAUUCUAUCUACCAAGACUUAUAUCUGGACACACCUGGGAUGUAGCCGCGCUACUAAUCGCCGGGGGGUCGCCAUCAGACAGGUCUCCACCACCAGCUCUUGAGUAUUCCGGCUCAGAACACUCAACUCACUCCACUCUCCCAUGGGUAGAGACGCUCUUUACAGGUUCACCAGUUGAGCUAACUCCUAACACCACAGCUCUCACCUCCUCGUCCCAUUCCACCGAAAUCACAACGUGGCUCGACUCGCUAGUCUGGGGAGGACUGGUCACUAUAACAGCAGUAGCUAUGGUAACGGUGACCAUUUACUUUACCAAAUGGCGAUGUCAGGAGAACUGUGACUGCGAGUGUGCUUCGUGCAAGAGGUCAAGAGACGAGGCUUCCCCUGCCCAGCCAGAGCUAGCCUGAGCUAACAAAGGCUUCAUAGUGACAUUACUCUGAUUCACAUUACCAUUAAAAAAAGCUUUUCUCUUACAAACGAAUAGAAUUGAAUCUAAAAAAAUAAUUUUGUUGUUGUUGAGAUUAAUGGGGGCCUUCUUUGGUACCUGCCUAUCCCUCUUCGUAAAUGACGGUCGAAUGGACAAAAGCUCAAAAACGAGUGUCAAACGGACAAAAGCGCGAAAACGAUCGUCAAAAAGACCAAAGCGGAAAAAUGAACGUCAAACGGACAAAAGUGCGAAAACGAGCGUCAAAAAGACAAAAGCGGAAAAAACGAACGUCAAACGGACAAAUCAAAACGAGCAUGGAACGGACAAAAGCGCAAAAAAUUCGAGGAUAGUAGCUUACAAGAAAUUAAAGCACAGUAUUUUCAAGCCUGAGCACAUCUUUAGAUCACUUACAUUUCAGCAUAAAUAUCACUUAUCUAUUUGUA
Nematostella vectensis (starlet sea anemone) is the source of this 1149-nucleotide messenger RNA. RefSeq lists its product as uncharacterized. The record is from RefSeq and is a predicted model, not a curated record. Lineage: Eukaryota; Metazoa; Cnidaria; Anthozoa; Actiniaria; Edwardsiidae. The coding region runs from base 201 to 686 and encodes 161 amino acids. The transcript has 4 exons.